CAGGGCUGAUAAUUGGGGAUGGGGGCGGGGCUGCAUCUUGAAAGCUAAGCUGAGGUCUGUGAGGUUUCCUUUACACUGUACUGCGAGAGCUAGCUACGAGCUGCACACAUCAUGGCUACCAAUAUACUGUUGACUACAGACUCCUAUAAGGUGACCCACCACCUCCAGUACCCUCCUGGCACUGAGCUCGUCUACUCGUACUUUGAGAGCAGAGGAGGAAAGUUCUCAGAAACCGUCUUCUUUGGUCUGCAGUACAUUCUCAAGAAACACCUUGUGGGGGUUGUGGUGACCCGGGAGAAGAUAGAGGAGGCAGCUGCCGUGAUGGACGCCCACCUGGGACCAGGACUCUUCAACAAGAAAGGUUGGGAGUACAUCCUGGAGAAGCAUGGCGGCCGACUACCUCUGAGGAUCAGGGCCGUGCCAGAAGGGACGAUCGUACCAAACAAGAAUGUGCUCUUCACUGUUGAAAACACUGACCCCAAUUGCUUCUGGCUAUCUAACUAUGUUGAGGGCCUGCUGGUGCAAGUGUGGUAUCCACUCACUGUCUGUACUAACUCACGAGAGCAAAAGAAGAUUAUUGCAAAGUAUCUGUCAGAGACAGCGGAUAGUUUGGAUGGUCUGCCAUUCAAGCUCCAUGACUUUGGGUUCAGAGGGAGCACGUCGGUCGAGUCAGCUGCAGUGGGUGGGGCCUCUCACCUCGUUAACUUCAGGGGUUCUGACACUAUCCCUGCACUCAUCAUGGCAAAAGAUUAUUACGGGCAGGAGGAGGUGGCCGGAGUGUCCAUACCUGCAGCAGAGCACAGUACAAUAACAGCAUGGACACAGUCGGGAGAGGUGGACGCAUUCAGGAACAUGCUCAUACAGUUUAAAGAUGGAGCAGUCGCUUGCGUCAGUGACAGCUACAACAUUUGGGAGGCGUGUGAGAAGCUGUGGGGUGGUGAGCUGAAGGAUCUGGUGAUGGGGAGGGGGCAGAGGGGGGUGGGGCCACUAGUCAUACGACCAGACUCAGGAGACCCGGCAACAGUUGUUGUCAAGGUCCUAGACACUCUGGGAGGAAAGUUCGGGACCACUCUCAACAGCAAGGGCUACAAGAUGCUCCCUGACUACCUUCGAGUCAUUCAGGGAGAUGGUAUCAGCUACGAGUCUCUGUCUGCCAUCAUGGAACACAUGAAGGCCAACCAGUGGAGUAUCGACAACCUGACCUUUGGGAGUGGAGGGGCUCUACUGCAGAGGCUACACAGAGACACUCAGAAGUGUGCCUACAAGUGCAGUUAUGCCAUCAUCAAUGGAAAGGGUGUGGACAUCUUCAAGGACCCAGUGACUGACCAUGGUAAGCUAUCCAAGAAGGGCAAGUUGUCUCUGGAGUUGGACGAGGGGGGAAAGUUGGUGACCAGGACACAGGGAACUGGAGACCCUCACAAGGAUGUGAUGGUGACAGUGUUUGAGAAUGGAGAGCUGCUUAAAGACUACAGCUUCAAGGAAGUGAGGGCAAGGGCUGAAAUACCUCAGCUCAAGUCCACCUAAUCGGCGUUCCGCUACAGUCCCAAUUACAAAUGGAACUAUAAUUAUAGUAGCUUGAAACAAGAACUAGCUAUAAUUAUAGUAUAUAGAUCUAGAAUCGCUGAUUUUUAUAUUAAUGUUGUUCGCACCCUCGGUCUCUUUCGCUAAUUAUUAUUAUUGUGACCACCCCCC
Halichondria panicea is the source of this 1692-nucleotide messenger RNA. Its product is annotated as nicotinamide phosphoribosyltransferase-like. Gene Ontology annotation, biological process: NAD+ biosynthetic process. The transcript is spliced from 15 exons. The coding region runs from base 112 to 1524 and encodes 470 amino acids. Lineage: Eukaryota; Metazoa; Porifera; Demospongiae; Suberitida; Halichondriidae. The record is from RefSeq and is a predicted model, not a curated record. Gene Ontology annotation, molecular function: nicotinamide phosphoribosyltransferase activity.